Molecule: messenger RNA, 5276 nt
Organism: Triplophysa dalaica
Lineage: Eukaryota; Metazoa; Chordata; Actinopteri; Cypriniformes; Nemacheilidae
Gene: syt14a
Product: synaptotagmin XIVa
Exons: 9
Coding region: 1-1722 (573 amino acids)
Source: RefSeq, a predicted model, not a curated record
AUGGCGAUAGAUGGUGGAGAGCGGAAUUGUGGAGUACAUGAGCUUAUCUGCAUCAGAAAAGUGUCUCCUGAGGCUCUUGGGUUCUUGUCUGGCAUUGGUGUCUUCAUCUUUCUUGUGAUUGUACUCUUUCUUUACCUCAAUAACAAAUUAUCUCUUGAGAGUGCCAACCAACUGCCCAGCCUUGACCAGUUCAGAAAGAGUAAAGAGGCAACAGAUAAGAAUUAUGUUAAUACAGACUAUCACUGCUCGUCCUCAGACAGCGAUGAUGAGGUGAUUGGACAGUACCAGGAGGCAGUGUCUAGAUCACAGGGUCUCCGGGGGGGCUCAGCAGGGACUAACUCGAGCCACCAGAAGGCCUAUGGCUGGGACACGAGACAGAAAUACUGCCCCCUGGCGGCUGAGUAUGACGGCUACAGUAGUGAGGCCUCUGCAGAUGAUGUGAACUGUAUUCAGCGGAUGAGACGAACGCCGCCAUUGGAUGAGCUGCAGCCUCCACCCUAUCAGGAUGAGAAUGGGUCGCCACGUAUGUCCUGCACGCCCUCCGACCUGGGUGAUGCCAAAUGUGACCUUUCCCACGGGAGCGAGAGCCCCAGACACAGUUAUGGGAAAUGUCCGAGUGAGCUCAGCGGAACACAGGAAACCGAAAGCUUCCUCAAUAAAGGCUAUGAAGAAGAUGUACCAAGCGAUAGCACUGCUGUACUCAGCCCAGAGGAUCUUUCUGCUCGUGGUUCGGCGGCUCAGCUUCCCAAAGGUUACGACCCCGAGCCCCUCGCCCAGUAUGGAACUCUCGAUGUCAUCUUUGACCACGAUUCAUCCGACCAGCGGCUGUCCGUCACGAUAACAGCACUGACGGACAUUCCCCGUCUCAAACGAACGGGUAACAUCUCGUGGCAGGUGCAUCUGGUGCUGCUGCCCACCAAGAAACAAAGGGCCAAAACCAUUAUUCAGCGAGGCCCCUGCCCCAUAUUUACAGAGACUUUUCACUUUAGCCAUAUCGAGUCGGAGAUGAUCGGGAACUAUGCCGUCCGGUUCCGUUUGUACAGCGUGCGCAGGAUGAAGAAGGAGAAGGCUCUUGGAGAGAAGGUCUUCUACCUCACCAAACUCAACCUGCAGGGCAAGAUGUCUGUGCCCAUCAUUCUGGACCCCAGCUGCAACAUACCUGGCAGUGACUCACAAGCCAGCGUGUCAGACGUGUCGUGCAGUGAGACGGCCUCGUCGUUCCCAUCUGCAGUUCAGGGGUCAGCUCCGGAGAUCCUGCUUGGGCUUGUGUACAAUGCCACUACAGGACGGCUCUCUGUAGAGGUCAUCAAAGGAAGUCACUUUAAAAACGUGGCUGCAAAUAAACCUCCUAACGGUUUGUUCUGUUGUCUAAAGCACUUGAUAGGUGGCCAGGUGUACAUUAUUCGAGACACAUAUGUCAAGCUCACUCUGCUAAACUCAAUGGGUCAAGAGAUGUCCAAAUGUAAGACGUCCAUAAGACGCGGCCAACCCAACCCCACCUACAAGGAGACAUUUGUAUUCCAGGUAGCCUUGUUCCAGCUAUCUGACGUCACUAUCAUCCUGUCGGUCUACAACAAACGCAGCAUGAAACGGAAGGAGAUGAUUGGCUGGAUCUCCCUAGGGCUGAACAGCUCUGGGGAGGAGGAGCUAACGCACUGGACUCAGAUGAAAGAAUCAAAGGGACAACAGGUGUGUCGAUGGCACAGUCUUUUGGAGUCCUAGAAGGUUAUUUGGCGACAGGGAUGAUGUGUGUAAUAUGAAGAUGGGGUGGGGACGGAGAGCAUGUCAAGCCCUCAAAUAGCCCCAAAACGACAGAGCUGGCCCCCACUGCUGUGAAUUAUGGGAUAUGUGUCUAGUUCUUGGAAUUUAAUUCUGGGAAAAGGGUUAGAGGUCAUAGCGAGAACAGGGCUAGAAAUGUUAAACUGUUAAUGGAAGAAUCAUUAAUGAGAAAUGUUAUUGUAUAUUUUUUGACUUAAACUUUUGGUUUUCUUUGAGAUGGUUGUGAGAGAGAAAUGUAUGUGUGGAUCAGUAAGCAGGCCAGAAGUUUAGGCAUACAUGAUCUCCAGAGACAAAAUUAGACAAGUUAAAAUGUCUUGGCUCAGAUUAUAACUCAUGUUCAAAGAUUACGUUUUACUCUGGGACAGGACAGGGAUUAACUGUCAUUAAAAUGUCUAAGAAUAACUUUUGAAGGCUAAAGGAAAGUUUGACAGAUGCAUCUACAGUAUAUGGCCUCAAUAAGCGGCCUCAACAUAUGAUCAGAUUAUAUGGGAUCUUUCUAUUGUUCGUCAGUAAUAUUUUGGAGAGAAUACAAAUAGGAAAAUGUGUGAAAUAUGUUACGUUUAUUUACAUAUUUUAACUUUACUUACUAUAGAAGAAACCCUUAAUAAAAAGCUACAUACAGUAUACAGCACUGUACAGUAAAGUACAGUACAGUACUUUUAAUGGAUAUUUCAUGACUUUAAUGCGUUUAUUAUAUCCAAUGUAUAUCUUUGUAUUAAUAAAAUACUAAUAAUAAUAUAAUACCUUUAAUGUAUAUACUGUGGUGGACAUCUGGAAGACAGAACAGGACAUUGCUGUUAAUUCCAUAGAGUGUGAAUAAAACUAACUUGAUGAUUUCAUGAGUUAAACAGAAUUAUAAAAACUAUACAGUAGAACAUGACCACAUUGACUGUUGUCACCAUGGUCUCGCUUCAAAUAGCCUACCAUACCACGGUCUCACUUCAAAUAUUAUUUCAAAUGCUCCACUUUGGUGUGUCUAGAACAAUGUUUCCGUCCCAGUUCUAACUAUGAGGUAUGACUUUCACAUCAAGUCCUGAAAAACAUUGAGCACAUGUGUCAUCAGCUCAUCCUUGAACUUGUGGAAUCAUGGGACUGUUCUAAAUAAUGACCUUUAUAUAAACCCUUCUUUAACAUUUCUGUUAAUCGGUUAAGUGAUGCUACAUUGUUGAGUCACUAGUUUGUAAGGUGUGUAUUAGCCAUCAUUAUAUAACAGCUGACUGUUUGCAUAAGGCUUUUCUUACAUAUUGCAUUCUUUGAUCUUGAAUGCUCAAGUUUAGUAGCUGGGACCCACCACUCAUUGCUGUCACACUGGAGAUUCACGCCAGUGUUCUGUCUGAAUGUCCAGUGGAGGGCUAGAGAUGUAGAUUCUGACAAACUGUGAGGAUGUUUUGAGUACGUGAUGGCAACAAGGCUUCUCAAUGCUUUUGCUCUGUCUUCAAAGUGUCUUUGAUCUCUGUGCGGUCAACCUGUGAAAUCUGUCCGAUAGUUUCUUUUGAUUGUCAUGUACUGUACACAGCACAUAGAUUUUGCUGAUCUAUUUUUGUAUCUAUAUCUGAGAAACUGGACUCAAAAACACUUUCUUGGUAAAUGUCUGAAGCUCUGUGAGCAGUAUGGAGUUGUAGAGUUUGUUCUACUUUCACAGUUUCGUCAAUGAUUUUUUUUAUUUCUGUUAGAAAAAAUGUAUUUGUGAAUGUGUCUCGGUCAGUGUGCUGUUUCAAAGUAUAAAUGUUAAAACCACCCCACGUUCGCUUCCCUGAGGUGAAAAAGAAAAGUUGUAAGUGAAGGGUGUAUAUUGUUACAUAAUGAUAUCUGUAUUCUUGGCUCUGCUGAUGUCAUAAUUUCAGGUGAUGAUGUGUGUUGUUCUGUUUACUCUGUUAGUUAAAAAGAAAGAAAAUUGCAGGUAGCUCAAAUGUUUAAGGUGGUUUGUUUUGUAAGAAAGAAAUGAAGCACAUUUUAGGGCACAUAAUAGAAUUAUGAAACACAUCUUGUGAAAGAUUCUCAGGCUUUGAUUGUAUUCAGAAAGUUGCCACUGGACAAUAUCUCAACGAAAAAGACACGAUCACAAUCACUCUUCUCCCACAAAACUCCUCGCUGGGUUGAGUUAUGUUGGAAGAUGCUCUCGGUUUCAUCUUGGCAAACACAGUUAAACAGUUCAGAAAUCGUAUUUUACCACCCUGUCAGCAUUCAGGCAUUAAAUAUUGCCACAGCUGUCAUAAUAACAGUGACAUAAUACAGCACAAUGUUGAAAUCUAGGAUGUUAAAUGCAUUAUGACCAGAAAACAGCUGUCACAAAAUGACAUCGAAGGGCUGUUAUGUCUCACAUCUGACAGUUUUAUGAGAGGCUUGGUGUACUGUUGACUCGUACCGAUAUGGCUUCCAAAUUAUUUUCCCACUAUAAAUGAGAAUCUGACUCUAGCUAACUCUGUUAAAUAUGCUGGUUAUAUUACCCCUCCAGUCUAUAAUCCCAAAAGCCUAGCACAUUUGUCCAUCCAUCUGUAUGCAAUAAGGGUUUUGAUGCUCUGAUAGUUCACACGAAAAUGAAAAUCAUCUAUAUUCAACAGCAUGUAGUUCUGACUCUGUAUUUCUUUUCUAGUUAAUAAGCAAGAUGAAAUUGACAGGGGAAAUGCGGUGAAUAACAGCUUCUUGGCAGACAAAGUUGAUCAAAUUUUUUAUAUGGUGCUUUUUCUCUGGAAUUGGCAAUGUAAAUCACCAGCUUUUGUUGGUUAGUAGAGAUAGUUUUGAACAUUCUGCCUAAUAUCUAACUUGGUGCUUCACGGUUCAAAGAAAAAUACAGGGUUGGAAUGACAUGAAGUUGAGUAACUUCAUUUUAAUGAAAAUUCUUUAAACCCUCUGAAUGUUCUAGAGCUCUUAGCAAAUAGGUGCGAAUCACAUAUGUUUGUUCCCAGUAUGCCAUGCAAAUGUAACAGAUGAAAAUGAAUUUAAUGUGUGUGAAUGAUCCCUUAAGAACCAGUGCCUGGAAAGAACCCCUCAGAGCUCUCAAAGAUCUUCUCACGUAAGGUUUUUCUACUGCUUUGUUAAGGUGAAGAUGUGAAUAUUUUAAAGCUGGACCAGUGAUGGUCAACCUGUCAUAUUCUGAACUGAUGGGCAAUAUAGAUUCUGUUCAGUUUACAAAUAAACACCAGCAUGUUUUGCACAGGAAUUAUAGCACACCCUACCUGUUCUCUCUCUGUGUCCCAUCAUGAUUCAGGUCUAGCAUGCCAUUGAACCUUCAACUUUCACAAGGUGUGUUCCAACUUAAACCAGUUUUAAACCUUUUAUACAUGUUCUGAACAAUGUGCGUGGUUAUAUUGUCAGUUAUUUUUGCUCUUUAAUUUGAUUCUGAAAAUGCUUUAAAUUUCUUGCCUAUACCCACCGAUUCAGUCGGUGCCUUACUUUUCUCUGGAGAGCGUUUUUAUUGCGUUUUUGAAAUGUUGUUGCAAUGUUCCUACAGCCAUGUUGUGCCACCUUGUGUAUUCAUAUUUCUGUACAAUCGCUGU